Molecule: messenger RNA, 2403 nt
Organism: Rhineura floridana
Lineage: Eukaryota; Metazoa; Chordata; Lepidosauria; Squamata; Rhineuridae
Gene: ASRGL1
Product: asparaginase and isoaspartyl peptidase 1
Exons: 7
Coding region: 302-1246 (314 amino acids)
Molecular function (GO): asparaginase activity
Source: RefSeq, a predicted model, not a curated record
CGCGCUCUCGGCAGAGCUAAAGAAGACGGUGGCCAUUCUAGUUGAGGGCAGUUUUGCUUCAAACCCGUUGACAGAAAGGAAAAGGCAGCAACUCUUUUCUUUUCUAAGGGCAAAGGUGCGAAAGGGAGCUGCCCCCAUGUGAUCACUCCCUGAAACAUACUUCUCUGUAAGAAGAGGAGUCAGCGCUUUGCAGCCAUUAUUCGCUUCUUCCAUAUUCAUCCUUUGAGAGUUUCAGUUCUGGGUUGGUGAUAGUGUGAAGGGAAGUCGUGGAAAGCAACCACCCGAAAGGAUCCAGUUCAACAUGAAUCCUGUAAUUGUGGUUCACGGUGGAGCUGGUCGCAUCUUUAAAGAGCGGGAAGAUGGAAGUCGUUCUGGUGUCACCGGAGCAGCACUGAAAGGUUACAGUAUCCUGAAAUGUGGAGGGAGUGCAUUAGAUGCAGUUGAAGCAGCUGUGGUAGUAAUGGAAGAUGAUCCACAUUUUAAUGCAGGUUGUGGCUCUGUGUUAAAUGAGAAGGGUGAAGUGGAAAUGGAUGCCAUUAUCAUGGAUGGAAAAAAUCUAGCCUCAGGAGCAGUAUCUGCAGUGAAAUGUAUAGCUAACCCAAUAAAACUUGCUCGCCUUGUCAUGGAAAAGACAGAUCAUAUGUUGCUGACAGACCAGGGAGCGUCUACCUUUGCUAGGACCAUGGGAGUUCCUGAGGUUCCUGGAGAGAAACUGAUCACAGAAAGGUCACUGGAAAGAUGGAAGAAAAACCUUGAAGCUGAUUCGAACCCUCAAGAGUUUCAAAAAGACCUUGGAACAGUUGGAGCCGUUGCUGUGGACAGUGCAGGAAAUGUAGCUUGUGCGACAUCAACAGGGGGACUCACUAACAAACGAGUUGGCCGCGUUGGUGAUACAGCGUGCAUAGGAAGUGGAGGAUAUGCAGAUAACAAUGUUGGUGCUACUUCUACCACAGGCCAUGGAGAGAGCAUUAUGAAAGUGGUUUUAGCAAGACUUAUCCUCUAUCACAUGGAACAAGGGAAAUCACCAGAAGAUGCUGCUGAUGCUGCCCUAAACUGCAUGAAAACCAGAGUUGGGGGAUUGGGUGGGGUCAUUGUGAUCAGCAGUUCAGGAGAUUGGGCUGCGAGAUUCUCUACCAAGCAGAUGUCCUGGGCUACAAUCAAGGAUGACCAGCUACAAUGUGGCAUUUAUGAUGGGGAGAGGCAUACACAGUCUGCUGAAGAAGCUCUUAGUUCCCUGGGAUCCUAAGCACAAGGGAAUGAAGUGGAGGUUAUGUAGCACAAUGCUGGAAACAAGAGUCUGUUGUCUCCUUUCUGAAAGGACAUCAUCACUGAAUUCCAGUUUAGAUGUUCAUACUACUGAUCAUUUUGCAGGCAAGCUAAAAUGUAGAAGGAAACUUAAAUCAACUUGAUGGGUUUUGUGAGCAUAAGUGCAGAAAAUGGCUGUGCACAGCUUCAGUGAGACAUACUUGAUGAGACAUGCACUUUUCUCUAAGGUCAAUAUCUUGACCUUGCUUCUCCUAUAAUGUGAUUAUGCUGAGAAACCAGCAUCCGUAGUAGACCAAACUUAGUAUGAUGUCCUAGAGAGAGUUGUAUCAUGCUCUUGUUUCUAGCUAUAUGUAUUCAGGUGCUUACCUAUAUUCCAACUGAAGAAAAUUUCCCAUGAUUGAUUACAUAUGUGUUGGCUUUCAGGCCACAGAACAAAAGGAAGCUAUCCCAGAAGCUUAGAUGUGAUCUCAUUUGCUUCUUUGGGUGUGAUACUUUUGUGAAAUAACAAGGGCUGAAGAGUCUCUGCUUGCUGUGCAGCUAUCUCCCAGAAGAUGAAAGCCGAAGUGAAUACAUAUAUAAUACAAAUAUGGAUAAUUAUUUUCACUUUGAUGUGAGUAUCAUUAGUUAGUAUUUUCAUGUAAUUUAAGAAGUGGUAUGUAGGGAUAUUAAGUAAAAUGACAGAAGCAGGCCUGGCUAUUUUGGUGAUGAUGGGAAAAUGAACUGACAGACUUCCGGGAAGGGUGACUUAGCCUGUGCCUGCUUUUGAGACGGGCUCCUGCCUCAAAAGAAGCUUAUUCAGAUAUAUCAGUCAGAUUUUUUUUUUUUUUGACUGAUUAAACUUCUCCCGGGUAGGGAGAAACGAAGAGAUUAACCUCAAAGCCUAUUUUUGUUGGGACGACCAGAUCUCAUUGAUUUAUGGGACGAGGUCCAGCCGACGAAGGUGGGACGGAUUUUCAACAACAAGCUCUAUCUGAUAAAGCGAACGUUCAUCUUGUCUUCUAAGAGAGAACGCACUAACAGGCAAGCACCCUUCUUUCUAUAUUUUUCUUUUACUUGACUUAAAUUGUUGCUGUUUAAAAGAGAUUUGCCAGAUUGAUCGGUUUUUGACAUCUCACUGGGGAGCCAUAACUUCUCUCU